GCCGCCACCGCAUCAUCAGUCCGCGUCGGAGAGUUGCCCGCGACGCUUGUCUGCGAGCUCGAUCCCUCAGAUACGCUGCUGGUUUACGGCGUGCCGUAACACGACACGUUUGGAGGGACCGCCGCUGCUUUUAAGUGUACCUGGUGCUCUGUGAACUCUGGAUACUGUGCUUUAAGUGUUGUGACGAUGUAUAUGUGCUGAUUUAUCCUGUUCCCGUCUAUCGCCUCUAGGAUUUCUUCGACAACGCACCCAGUUCCGGAUCAGCUCAGCCGAUCAACGUGAUGAAAGUAGUGAGUCUACAAUUGCCGUCGGGGCCCAGUAUGGAGCGGCUACCGCUGCCAUUUAGCCCAACGGAACUAUUAUGGCGGUAUCCACUACCGUGGGCGCCGCCGCCCCCGUCACCCCUUGGUGAUACGAAGGCACAGCUCCCCGCCGGCCUUCCGCCAGAACCAAGACUAUGGACACGUGAAGAUGUAGCAGUUUUCUUAAAAUGGUGUGAAAGAGAAUUUGAUUUGCCCAAUUUUGAUAUGGACCUCUUUCAAAUGAAUGGAAAGGCACUAUGCCUUUUAACUAAAACCGACCUGGGCGAACGUUGCCCCGGCGCCGGCGAUAGAUUCCUACGAAACCCUACGGAACUUAAAAACAUAAAAAACAUCUCUCUGCUGAGGCAGCAAAUGAGUCCAACUCGGGUGGCGCCGCAGCCCGUAGUUAAGACUGAGAUGAAAGAAGAACGUUGCGAGGAUGAGCAUGUGGAAGAAGACAUGCCCACAGAUCUGAGUAUGGCCGCGUCGGAGCCGUGGCGCAAGCGCGCGCGCCCCGACCCCGCGCAGUCCGCCGCGCAGCACGCCGCCCAGCACGCCGCGCACGACAAGCACCGCAUCAGCGCCCUCAUCGGCGACACUAUGAUGCUCAAACGUGAAUCUGAAUACAACCCUGAACAUUACGCACUUAAUUUAAAAAGUGAAAAAUGUGAACAAUGAUUUACGCUAGAGUAUACCGUGGGACACGACAGUGCGAUACGUUUUACGUGAAUAAUUUAUGUGUGAACAACUCCACCCUACAACCUCUAGUCGAAUUCCUCUCAGAAAGGAUAUUUUAUUAGUCUUCCUAUUAUUAUCAUGUUAUACAUGAGAAAUGGUAAAAUUUUAUGAGAGAUCAAUCACUGAGAGUACUUUGACAGGUUCGGUCUUUGGAGUUAUACAGGGUAUGGACCUUAAUGCCUUUGUGCCAAGUGAUUUUAUCAAAUAGUGUCAAUUAAAACUUAGUUAGCAAAAGGGACGAAAAUGUAUAAGUGUUAGAGAUAGAAUGUAAUUAAAUAAUGUGUGCAAUGGAACAUUGACAUUGGACGCUGAGUGCAUCUCGCCGCAACUAAUGAGAUGUCCCGUUGCCAAAACUCAAUGUGGACGCCGCGUACCAAUACGCAUUCGUCUUUGCAUUUUUGUAAUUUAAUUAGUUUUAUGUAUGAUUUUAUUUUUGUUUUGAAAAUUGCUAAGGAGAGUACAUAACUGAGUUAACUGUUUGAAAAAAUUUAUCACCACAUUGUUGUCUUCCAUUGAUUUAUUUUUGGCAAACAUUUCAAUUGUAGCUUGUGAAAGAUUUUAUUAUAAUGUAAGUGCUACCACAUCAUUAUUUGGCAACUAUGAAGGAAUCGUGAAAUAAUAUUUUGGAUUCUCUUAAAAGACAAUAACUAUGACUAUCGUAAUACCUAAUUAUUGCCUUGAAAUAAUUCAAAAAGGACUCCACUGUGAUAAAAUAUAAAGUGGUAGACAUGUAGUAUAUGCUAGGGGUUUUACUCAAUUAUUUCCAGCUACAAUUUUCUGUGAUCUCUUUUAUCAAUAUAGGUAAAUGUCAUAGAGUAAAAUAUUGUGUUUUGUAAAUAUUAGUCUGCUAAGAUUUAGAUUAAGAAACCUACUAAAGAGAGUAUGUAUGAUUUGUAAAACAAAAAGUGGAGCUUUAUCAAAGUACCUAGAUAUCAGUAAGUACUAUAACAACUGAGUUUGUAUUUUUUACAUUUAUUUCUACUUGGCAUGUGAUUGUCAUAAUUUCCAACUAGUACACAAUCGAAACAUGUUUCGAAAAAUAUUGUGUCACUUUGAUUAUAAUAACUUAAAAUAAAUGAAAAUAAUGUUAUCAGAAA
Papilio polytes (common Mormon) is the source of this 2137-nucleotide messenger RNA. It is a transcript of the gene aop, whose product is annotated as transcription factor ETV6-like. The record is from RefSeq and is a predicted model, not a curated record. Bases 282 to 980 code for a protein of 232 amino acids. Gene Ontology annotation, molecular function: sequence-specific DNA binding. The transcript is spliced from 4 exons. Lineage: Eukaryota; Metazoa; Arthropoda; Insecta; Lepidoptera; Papilionidae.